Nicotiana attenuata is the source of this 849-nucleotide messenger RNA. RefSeq names its product zeatin O-xylosyltransferase-like. The record is from RefSeq and is a predicted model, not a curated record. The transcript has a single exon. Gene Ontology annotation, molecular function: UDP-glycosyltransferase activity. Lineage: Eukaryota; Viridiplantae; Streptophyta; Magnoliopsida; Solanales; Solanaceae. The annotation marks the transcript as partial.
UUUACGUCAGAGUUCAUGGAUUUCAUGGCUGCACAAAGGAAAUACUCAAAUUCUGACUCUGGAAAGAUUUACAACACAAGCAGAGUCAUAGAAGGAAAAUUCAUGAAUUUACUAGAAAAAGAACCAAUCAAAAGAAACAAAAUGCACUGGGCUAUAGGUCCAUUCAAUCCAGUGAUGACUAGCACUUCAAGCAACAAUUCAUCAAUCGGGCAACGUCACAAAUGCUUGACAUGGCUUGAUAAACAAUCUCCAAAAUCUGUCAUCUUUAUUUCGUUUGGAACAACAACUUCAUUAACUGAUGAACAAAUCAAAGAGCUCUGUAUAGGACUAGAAAGAAGUGACACAAAGUUCAUUUGGGCAUUGAGAGAUGCCGAUAAAGGAGAUAUUUUUUCAGGAGACGUGAGAAAAUUUGAACUUCCAAAUGGGUAUGAAGAAAGAAUUAAGAAUAAAGGAAUAAUAGUAAGAGAUUGGGCACCACAAUUGGAGAUAUUAGGACAUUUUUCAACCGGUGGAUUUAUGAGUCAUUGUGGAUGGAAUUCAUGCAUGGAGAGUCUUUCAACAGGAGUUCCUAUUAUUGCAUGGCCCAUGCAUUCUGAUCAGCCAAGAAAUAGCAUUUUAAUAACGAAAUUUCUGAAAGUUGGAAUUCUUAUGAACAACUGGGAACAUAGAAAUGAAGUUGUAACAUCAAAUACUGUUGAAAGAGCAGUGAAAACACUGGUGUCGAGCAAUGAAGGAAACGAGAUUCGUAAAAGAGCGGCGGAUUUAGGAGUGGCUAUUCGGAAGUCGGCGGUGGAAGGCGGCGUGACAAGGAAGGAAUUGGAGUCUUUCAUUGGUCACAUCAAUAGAUAA